AUGCCUGAGCUCGUUUGGCUUGUCACCGGCUGCUCCUCCGGUUUCGGGUCCGAGAUUGUCCAUCAAAUCUUAUCCCGAGGCGACAAGAUCAUCGCAACUGCCCGAAACAGUACAAGGAUUGAGCCACUUGCGAGUCAAGGAGCCGCUGUCCUUGAGCUGGAUGUCACGGAUACACAAGCCAGCAUUGAUCAAACCAUCGCCAAAGCCAUUUCUAUCUAUGGCCGUAUAGAUGUAUUGGUUAACAAUGCUGGCUUUGUAGCUGCUGGGUCUUGGGAGGAUCUCAGUUAUGAGGAUUUUGUUUCCUCCUUUGAAACCAACGUCUUUGGACCAAUCAAGGUUACGCGUGCCGUGCUUCCGCAUAUGAGAGCCAGGAAAUCAGGAACCAUGGUAUUUAUUAGUUCUCUGUCUGGUUGGGUCGGACACCAGUUCACUGGAGCUUAUGCGGGAUCAAAGUUUGCUCUUGAAGGUGUUGUUGAAAGUUUGCACAACGAAACCAAGUCUCUCGGUCUUCGCACUCUGUUGAUGGAACCUGGACGCUUUCGAACCCAGCUUCUGUCAACAGGCCAUCUUCAGCCAAAGCAGAGUCAGAUUCCCGAUUAUGAAUCAGCUUCCAAGACUCAUCAUGGCCACCUUCAUAGCGGAGAUCUGACACAACCUGGAAACCCGGAAACGUUCGUCAAGGUCGUGCUUGACUUGGUCAGAGAAGAGGGUUUUGCGCAGGGAAAACAUGUCCCGUUUCGUCUACCUGUUGGGAAAGAUGCAGUAGAAGAGAUUGGGGCUAAAGCUAGGGAUAUCUUGGACGUAAUGCAGGAGUGGGACUCUGUUAUAACAGAAACUGAUUACUAG
Molecule: messenger RNA, 846 nt
Organism: Fusarium poae
Lineage: Eukaryota; Fungi; Ascomycota; Sordariomycetes; Hypocreales; Nectriaceae
Exons: 3
Coding region: 1-846 (281 amino acids)
Molecular function (GO): oxidoreductase activity
Source: RefSeq, a predicted model, not a curated record